Cyclopterus lumpus (lumpfish) is the source of this 1326-nucleotide messenger RNA. Its product is annotated as immunoglobulin kappa light chain-like. The record is from RefSeq and is a predicted model, not a curated record. The coding region runs from base 1 to 1029 and encodes 342 amino acids. NCBI's taxonomy places the organism in Eukaryota, Metazoa, Chordata, Actinopteri, Perciformes, Cyclopteridae. Gene Ontology annotation, biological process: response to bacterium. The transcript is spliced from 5 exons.
AUGACAUCUCUGAACUUUGUUUCGUAUCUGACCUUUCUUUGCUUGUGGAGCAUAGCUCCGACAACUACUGACAACUUGUCUGUGCGUCAAGAAAGUGGUUUUGUAUCAGCUCGUGUUGGUGACAGCGUGACAUUACGUUGUUUCUAUGAAGGCGACAUCUCAGCUUUGUUUUUCUGGUACAAACAAACUCUGGGAAUGAAACCAAGGCUCAUCUCCACCUUAUUUAAAUAUGUUUAUAUAAGUUUUAGUGAUGAAUUUCAAAACAAUCCAAACGUUACACUGGAAACUAAUAACAAGAGCAAUCACUUGACAAUCUCAAAUCUGCGCAUUUUAGAUUCUGCUACUUACUUCUGCGUGAGUCACUAUAAAUACAAGACGAUAUUUUGCGAGGGCACCACUGUCAGUGUAAAGGGUUCAGGUUUGAACGUCCCAGUUCUGGUCCAUCAGUCAGCAUCUGAGACCAUCCAGCCAGGAGGCUCUGUGACUCUGAACUGUACAGUUCACACUGGGACCUGUGAUGGGCAACACAGUGUUUACUGGUUCAAAGACUCUGAAGAGUCUCAUCCAGGACUCAUUUACACCCACGGAGGAAGGAAUGAUCAAUGUGAGAGGAAACCCAUCACACAAACACACACCUGUUCCUACAACCUGCCGAUGAAGAGCCUGAAUCUGUCUGAUGCUGGGACCUACUACUGUGCUGUUGCCUCGUGUGGACGCGUGCUGUUUGGAGACAGGACCGAUUUAGUGGAUAAGGUGGACUCUCGUGUGUAUUUCCUGAGUGCCGCUUUGGCGUUCACCACCAUCCUGGUUGUUUUACUGGCUUUCUCAGUGUACAAGAUGAGGAAGAGAAACAGCUGCCAAUGCACAGAGUCUCAAAGAGUUUCAGCUUCCACCGCAACAAACGUAGAGGGUUACCGAGAUGCAGACAACCUCCAUUAUACUGCUGUGAGGUAUUACAGGGCCAACGGAUCAAGAAGACAGAGAGACAACAUCGAGGAUCAAUGUGUUUACUCCAGUGUAAAGCAGUAGAGUCGGACAUGAUUCAUUUGCAUAGAUGUAUUUAUUUGUGAGAUGUCUUUACACCAUUUGUGCUGAAGAUAUUUGUUAAAACAAUACAAGUUGUGUCACCAUUUCAUAUACAAAAUACGUUGGAAAAAGCCUUGGGUGGCAGUGAUCUACAGUAAUUCCGCUAUCACUAUACCUGUUGUAUCGGCCUCUCACGAGAUGAGCAUGUUGACCAUGUGCACAUAUGUUUGUUAAAGCAUCACAGAUAUCAGCAACAUAUUUUUCUCCAAUCUGUUCUGAGAAAUACUGUAUGCCUUAAGA